AUGAGUUUGACCCCUUUUUUGGAAGAACAUUUAAAAGUGUACAGAAAUGCUGGAAAGGGGAACCCAUCAUAUCUAUCGGCAUACAUUUGUGAAGAAUUUAUUGAAAUAAUAGGACAACAGGUAUUUUGUGCAAUUCUGGAAGAAAUCAAAGAGUCAAAGUAUUAUUCAAUAAGAGUCGAUUCCACUCCGGACAUCUCGCAUAUUGAUCAACUGACAUUUACUAACCGGUACAUUCGUGGAAGUGAGCCGGGGGAACAUUUCCUCAAAUUCAUCCCCAUCUUUUCUCACGGGGCGAAGAAUUUAGCAGACACGGUUGUAGAGUUCCUGCAAGAGAACAACAUUCCGUUAUCAAACUGCCGUGGUCAGUCUUAUGACAAUGCCUCAAAUAUGUCAGGACGCUACACUGGAUUACACAGUCUGAACUUAGUGGGAGUAAAAGUGGCAGAGUGUGGUCCACAGAUCGUCUCUUUCUUUGACUUUAUUCAGCAUUUGUAUUCCUUUUUCUCGGCUUCCACCCAUCGCUGGAAUGUUCUGACGUCAUCCUUAGGAAAGAAUCACAUUGUGGUCAAGUGUCUCUCUGGCACGAGAUGGUCAGCACAUUUUGAUGCUGUCACUGCUCUUCAUGGAGGUUUCGAGAAAAUUCAAGAUGCAUUGGAUGCCCUUGCAGUUGAUGCUGAUCACAAGUGGAACACAAGACGCGAGGCAGAAGGACUGAGCAAGAAAAUGGAGAAGCUAGAGAUUAUCUUUUUAACAAUUCUUUGGAAUGACAUUCUGGGAAGAGUGAACAAAACAAGUAAAAUUUUGCUGUCAAAAAAUGUGGACAUACUUGUUGCCAAUGAUCUCCUCAAGUCUCUGAAAGUCUAUCUUCAGGAAAUGAGAGACAAAUUCAGUGAGUAUGAAGCGAAGGCUAAAAGCAGGUGUCCUGAUUUGAAAUAUAGCGAUGGAGACAAACGUGCAAGAAAGCGAAGUAUGCAUCUUACCAGAUAUUAUGGGUUACCGGAACAGAUACUUCUCCACGAAACUGAAAAAUUCAAGGUGGAAACAUACCUUCCUCUUCUGGACUCUCUAAACUCUCACCUGACUGAACGUGAAGCCUACGAAAGUAUUGAAAAUCUGUUUUCCUUAUUCAGUCAGUUAAAAACAAUUGACUGUAAUGAGUUUAGUCAAAGGUGUGAAAAAUUGGCUAAUGCUUAUCAUGAAGAUCUUGAUUACAAUGAAUUGCUCAAUGAAUGCAAGCAAUUCAAGCACUACAUUGUCCACGAUGAAGAAUACAAGACUCUUCCAGACGUGUACAGAAAACUCAUUCCAGAUAAGUUGAAAUCUGUGUUUCCCAAUGUUGAAAUCGCACUCAAAAUAUUUAUAUGCAUGAUGGUGACCAACUGUACCCGGGAGUGCUCAUUUUCCAGGUUGAAACUUACAAAGUAUCAUCUUCGCAGCACAAUGGGACAGCAGGGGUUGAAUCUGCUUUUCCUCGUGUGCAUUGAAAGCGACAUCCUCAAAAACAUAGACUUUCAACCAAUUAUAAAGCAAUUUUCUGCAAUUAAAUGCCGCAAAUUUUCCAGUUAA
Messenger RNA from Limulus polyphemus (Atlantic horseshoe crab), 1566 nucleotides. RefSeq names its product zinc finger protein 862-like. The coding region runs from base 1 to 1566 and encodes 521 amino acids. The transcript is spliced from 2 exons. Lineage: Eukaryota; Metazoa; Arthropoda; Merostomata; Xiphosura; Limulidae. The record is from RefSeq and is a predicted model, not a curated record. Gene Ontology annotation, molecular function: protein dimerization activity.